This is a messenger RNA of Rotaria sp. Silwood1, 1035 nucleotides long. The record is from the annotation of a GenBank genome assembly. NCBI's taxonomy places the organism in Eukaryota, Metazoa, Rotifera, Eurotatoria, Philodinida, Philodinidae.
AUGAAAGAACCUGUUAAUUUUUAUUCUGUUAGCGAUGAUCAACCAAUUCAUUUUCGCAUAUGUUUGUUGAUUGAAAUGUCAACAUAUGAUAAAAGUCUAAAAAUGCAAAUACCAAUAUCGGAUAGGAAUGCAACUAUCGGACAUCUGCUUCGCUCAUCAGAAAUGAAACAUUAUUCAUAUAAAUAUUUAGCCUCAAAUCAAACACAACAAGUGAUAUCUGAAAAUCAAAAACUUUUAGAUUUGAAUGAAACCAAAUUUAUUCUUGUCACAGAAGAUGAAACAUGUUUUGUAUCAAUUGAAACAUUAAAUAAAUCACUAUCUACGCAAGUAGUUACGAUAAAUAUGGUAGAUCAACACUUUACAAUUUAUGCAACACUUGCUGCUGUCUACAAACAAAACAAUAUUGAUCAGGAACAGCAAAAUCUUCUAUAUUCGAAUGAUUUUGUUCCAUCGAUAAAAACUCAACUAAAAUCUUUCCGAGGAAAUUCACCUGUUCGAUUUACACUGAUUAAAGACAAUUUACCAAUCAUUGUGCGAGUGUCUAUAAUUUUGAAUGAUGAAGAAUGUUCAACAGAGUUUCAUUGUGGAUCUGAAAUCAAAAUUGAACGUCUAUGUCAAAUUGCAUGUCAACUUCUGAAUGUAAAGAAUGAAUUUUAUCAAUUGAUGAUAGAUGAUUCCAGGUUGGACGAUAAUGAAAUGUUACUGAAUGGUAUCAUUUCAGAUUUAAACGAUAUUCAAUUACAUUUGAUUUGCACAGCUGCUAUGGAAAGUUUUAUAAAGUACGAAGAUCAGACAAUCAUAUUGCCAUGCAAUAAAGAAACACUUAUUUCAACAAUAUAUGAUGAAGCUUGUGCAAAAUUUUGUAUUACAAAGGAAGAUACUCAAAUCUACGAAUUAUAUGCAUUGGAUGUUGAUCAAACACAAGUUGAAUUGGAUAUGACCAUCGAUCAAAUAUCUAGCUUGUUUAGUGAAAAACUAAUAACGUUACCAUUCUUAAUAAAGAAGAAAAAAAUAAUGAAGAAACAGUCAAAAUAA